Messenger RNA from Mesorhabditis belari, 435 nucleotides. NCBI's taxonomy places the organism in Eukaryota, Metazoa, Nematoda, Chromadorea, Rhabditida, Rhabditidae. The record is from the annotation of a GenBank genome assembly.
AUGCUCGGAAACGCGAAAUCGCUAAUUCGAUUAGCAAUGGAUCCAGCCUUCGAGACCCGAUUUUCUGGACCGCUUGAAGUUCAACAGGAGUUCAAAUGGCGUUCCGGAUGGGGAGUGUUGAAAGCGAAUAUGCUCUUCGUUUUUAAUCGGAUUGGCAAUCACAAAGUGGAAAGCGAGCCACCGUUUCUUCUGCUGAUCAUCGAGGAUUGCUUUGUGGAGCUCGGCGAUGACAAUCAGCUUGGCAAAGAGUUCACUUUCAAAAUCAAUUUUAAGACAACCAGACGAGUGUACGUGCUGGGUGCCGAAUCGUUCAAAUCGCUCGGGAAAUGGGUUUCCUUGUUGACGAUCACCCCAACUGAGUACAUCAAAAUCACCACACAAUCGUUUCAGGCUCAAAUCGAUGAAAGAGAGGCAAACGAUGAGAAAAAAUCCUCU